AUGGACUCCAGCGAGGACAUACUUGAAACUGCGGCUCGCGAUGGCUCAUUAGAUAUCGCAGAUUGGCCUCGCGUGCUGGAAAGCCUUCUCAAACGCCUACACGAUAUUGUACACAACGAGUUCCCCAUCCCGACGCUACCACAUCCUGCGACUCAGCCCCCGCCCAUAGAUCCACAGGUUGUUGCCUCGACACCGCCUCGUCUUCCCAAGAGCGACACCGAUGCAACCGAAUCCGAGGCCAGCAACAAUGGCUUGAUUGCCAGUCAGAAUAGUGCAAAAGAGAAUGAGGCGCCGACAGACAUCGCAGCGGGUCGUGCGCCGCCGGCCACCUCAACAACAACGUUUGAUGCUGUCGAGUCGCAACUCACAGAACGAGAUUCGCAGGCCGACGGUGUACAGGCGCCACCAGGUACCCUACCACCCGACCUGCUCAGCUCAUACCAGAUGUCUCGGCGCAUACUAGAGCACGAUUUCAGCGAGAGUCCUCCGUACACGAUUCAACGACUAGCGGAAUUGGUACUACGGCCCAAAGCCCACUAUCGACAUCUGAAUGCAUACUUGCGGGCUUUGGACCGCGUCGUAUCAGUAUGCUCCCCAGUCUCCAACUUCCCGCUGCCCACGAUGCAAGUCUCGACGAACCCUGGCUUUCUCACCAACGGAACACCUCAAACGAAUGGCAUUACAGAGAGGGACAGCCUCGGUAGCGAUGAGAGUCUGGGUGGUGCGCUUCUCACUCCGAUUCCAUGGCUGGCUACCAAUGGCAACGCUCUCACCCCUGCAUCUGCUACUUCUGGCACAGACGGUGAGCUACACAGCGAGAGCACCGAAACCAUUGACGGACCGCAUGGUGCGGGUAGUAUCGAGACCGUGUCCGUCACCGUCAAUGGCAUCGCGAGUACCACCAACAAUUCUGCUUAUACGAGCUCCUCACCUAUUGCCUCUCCUACGUUGUCAGAACAAAGCGAUGCUAGCAGCUCGUCGGAGUCCUCCAUGGAGGCUCAGUUACGAGAGCAAGGCGCUAUCACCCAAGGAGAACUCUUGCGACAAGAGCAAGAGGCAGGCGUGGUUGCGGUGGGCCCGAACGGCGCGGCACUGGCGCCAAGAAGGACACUGAUAUCUGGUGGAGCUGCAGCAGUGGGGCGAGACGUCGCAGCGGUUGCUGCAGUGGCCAUGCCUCUUGAAGUCCCUAUGGAUGAGGAGCAGCCACACGCAAGAGGACCAGAUGUGAUUGGUAUGGAAGACAUGGGACCUCAGCGGCAGAACAUAGAAGCAGGAAAUGCGGUCUUGGACAUGGARGCUGCGGUGGGACGGGGCAGGAGUAAAUCACCACAGCCCCCGUCAUCUGAUGAGGCGAUGAACUCAAAGCAGGAUGGCAUGGAGGGUAUAGAACCGGGCAAGCCGGGUCUUGAUUUCAAGGAUGUGGAGAAGGAUGUCGAAAUGCUGAGGGAGAACAUGGACAAGGCCGACAAGGUCAAUUUGAAGGACUCGGAUGGAGACGUCAUGCUCGCCGAUGUGGAUGGGAAGGAAGUUGGCGCCAAGGCGGAAACUGGCGGCGAGGCCAAUACGGAGGAGGAUGUAGAAUUGAAGGCCAAGUAG
This is a messenger RNA of Ramularia collo-cygni, 1596 nucleotides long. RefSeq lists its product as uncharacterized. The record is from RefSeq and is a predicted model, not a curated record. Gene Ontology annotation, cellular component: cytoplasm; protein phosphatase 4 complex; nucleus. Gene Ontology annotation, molecular function: protein phosphatase regulator activity. Lineage: Eukaryota; Fungi; Ascomycota; Dothideomycetes; Mycosphaerellales; Mycosphaerellaceae. The transcript has 3 exons. Gene Ontology annotation, biological process: protein dephosphorylation. The coding region runs from base 1 to 1596 and encodes 531 amino acids.